Molecule: messenger RNA, 2944 nt
Organism: Dicentrarchus labrax (European seabass)
Lineage: Eukaryota; Metazoa; Chordata; Actinopteri; Moronidae
Gene: cspg5a
Product: chondroitin sulfate proteoglycan 5a
Exons: 5
Coding region: 486-2066 (526 amino acids)
Biological process (GO): nervous system development
Source: RefSeq, a predicted model, not a curated record
GAGAAGGCUGCCGAGCGCGCUCCACUCCGCCGUGCGUUUGUUUCCCUCUCAGCCACCAAGUGCCCAAAGCACCGAUCCGUUCCGAGCCAAACCGAGCCAACCGGCGUGCGUCUGCGCCCUCAAACGCGCCCCCCACCCCCACCACCGCGCGCGCCCGCACAACAACCACCACUACCACCCCACCCUCGCCUCGCCUCGCCGUCUCCCCACCGCCGUUCUGUGGCAAUGGAGCCGUAACCAACCUCAGUGAACUGAGCCGAGCGUGUGAAACAGCGGAUACGAGGAGACAGCUGAGACCAGGCGGCUAUGGAGGAGAAGCGCAGGGAGGCUGGAGUCUAGACUGCACGCAAAUCAAACAGACCCACUUGUCCGGAUUACUUUUUGGCCACAUUUUUUUGAACUCUAUUAGCACUUAUUAGCACCGGGAUUUUCUUUUUUCUCUCUCUCUUCGUCUGAUCAUCUUAGGCUACCACUGCACGGCGAGGAUGCAGGGGAAGGAGGCGAGCUUUUGCACGGGAUGCUGGAGACUAACGCUGCUGUCGUGCGUCCUGGCUGUGCACUUGAUCCCGCUGUCUGUCCACGGAAACUUAGUCGGGACCAAUGCCACUGAGCCAGACAGCGCGGCCAAUCUUACCUCCCUGCUUAACGAGGAGGAGGGGCCUGUCAAGGUCAACGAGAUCUCAGCCAGCCCCAAUGCGAUCACCACUGUGAGCCCAAGGGCGGGUCGGAUCCCCCGUGCCGGCGAGGAGGAGGAUCAGAGCAGCGGCAUGUUCGGUGAAACGGUGGUUCCCGCUGUGGAGGAGGUAGGCGUGGCAGCCCCGCCCCAGCUCAGUCCUGAUUCGGCCGAGACAGAGCACCUGCUGCCUAGCAACCCACGUGGACCGGAAGUGAUGGAGGGCGAAGAGGAGGAGGAGGAAGAGGAGGAGCGCCUGCCACACACCGACCCACCUUGGAUCCACUCCAAAGACACAGCCGUGUUUGACCUUGAUCACCUUUUCACCACCACCGCCCCGCCCUCAGUCGCCACCAACCCCUCUAACCCCGACGUCCUCCAUGUGGACUUCUUCGACCCUUCCUCUCGUGGGCGCAACCUCGACCUGGCCCCACCCUCUCCUUCAUCACUGGCCCAUGAGCUGCAGGGUGGUGACCCGACCUCCUGGGCAAUGCCGGACAACUACGACUACCUCACACCCUACGAGGAUGGCGUGUCCCCCACUGCUGAUGAGUACACCUACAGCACCACGACUGACGCCUACGAGAGUGACGAAGACCUCCGGCUCUCCGCUGGGUCUCCGGCUCGCUCCAAGCCCCGUGUCCCAGGGUCUGGCUCCUUCAUCCCCGGGGCAGCACUUCCUGGCGCAGGAGCUCCAAAUGUCCCUGUGGCGGCUCCUCCAGCGGCCUUGCCAGUGGACGGGUCAGACGGGAUGGGGGGAUGCCGCGUGGGCUACCAGAUGGUGAACGGAAGUUGCCGCUCGCCCUGCGACAUGCUGCCCAACUACUGCUUCAACGGGGGACAGUGUUACCUGCUGGAGGGCAUGGGAGUCUUCUGCAGAUGUAAUGUCCAGGAUUACAUCUGGCACAAGGGUGCUCGCUGCGAGUCGGUGGUGACCGAGUUCCAGGUGAUGUGUCUGGCCGUGGGCGCUUCAGCUCUGGUGGUCCUGCUGCUCUUCAUGAUCGUCGUCUGCUUCGCCAAGAAGCUCCACGUGCUCAAGACGGAGAACAAGAAGCUGCGCAAGCGCAGCAGUAAGUACCGGCCUACAUCGGAGCAGCACAAUGAUAAUUUCUCGCUGUCCACCAUCGCUGAGGGCUCCCACCCAAAUGUAAGGAAACUGUGCGACACCCCUCCUAACGUCCCUCAUGCCCGUGCAUUGGCUUACUAUGAUAACAUUAUCUGUCAGGAUGAUCCUAAUUCCCAGAACAAGCUGGAGGACCCGGUGAAGGCCCCGCCCAAGGAGGACGACUCCCUCAACAUCCACAACUCUCUGACCCCCAAACAUGAGAACCACAAGGUCCUGGGCGAGGAGAACUCCUCGGAGGUAAACUCACUGCAGAACAACAUGAUGUGAAAACAAAACAAAAAACAAAACAACCCCAGCAACCUGACAACACGACACCGAAAACGAUAAGGUGCGCCGGCAACGGGAGCCCCCAAAUCCCUUCCUGCUCUCCGUCAGUCCGCUGCCGAGUGCGCCUAACCGGUCAACCAACCAACCAACCAACCAACCAACCAGCCUGCCAACGUACCAGCCAACCAACCCAGUCUGCAACAGUCUCCGACACGGCAACACUGCCACCAAGCGGCCCGGGCCGCUGCAAAAAAAACGCCACUACUACCGCCGCCACUGCCCCAGCUGAGAGUAACCCCCCUCCCACCAGCCUCACCCUGCCGCCGCCUUGCAACCCCCCCCCAACAUUCACUCACGCCCCUGUUUCGCAGCCCCGCCCUCCUUGUUGCUGUCACUCUACUCUCCCUUAUCUCUCUUACCUGCGCACACACACACACACACACACACACACACACACACACAUAUAAGAAUACACAUACAGUGAAAAGAUAAAAAACAUAAACACGCUUAUAUGUAUACACACAGACACACCUUCCCCUGCCUGCAUUGGUGUAUUUUGUAAAAAGAAAGAAAUCAUACAGAAGUUUAAAAACGUACGUAAAACGUCAUUGUAAAAAAAAAAAAUUAAGAUAAAGCUACUGAGAGGUUUUGAUGUUUGUCUGACUAAUCCAGUGAGUAUGUAUAAAUAUUGGAAAAAAAAAAUUUGCUUGGAUUGAUUUAAAAAGAAGCAACACAAUGUGUCUUGGUUUUCAUUGAUGUGAUUUCUAAUCCUUUGAUGUACUUGUUUUUUUGUUUUUUUUUGUACUUUUUUGGGACUUCGAACAGAGAAUAAACAAACAAGAUUCAGACAGUUGUUGAAAUAAACCUUUUUAACAUGA